UCAGCUAUAAACGUUUUUACUAUUAGAGCAGACCAGGGAUGAACAUUUUGUGAUUGAAAGUGCAACUGUGUAAAACCACGUCGAAACUAACCAAGAUGGACAAAAAGUCCUUUGAAACGGUGUUGGAUGAAAUUAGAAAGGCUGUUCUGACAGAGUACAAAUUAAAAGCAAUUGAAUAUGUGCAUGGAUAUUUCUCCAGUGAACAGGUGGUUGAUUUACUGAGAUAUUUCUCCUGGGCUGAACCUCAGUUAAAGGCAAUGAAAGCAUUACAACAUAAAAUGGUGGCUGUUCACCCAGCAGAAGUGGUCCAUAUUCUCAAUUGUUUCACCUUCAGUAAAGACAAGCUAGUUGCUCUUGAGCUGUUAGCUUCAAACAUUGUUGAUGCACAGAAUUCUCGUCCCAUUGAAGAUUUAUUCAGGAUAAAUAUGUCUGAGAAGAAACGGUGCAAAAGAGUACUUGAACAGGCUUUCAAGGGGGGCUGCAAAGCUCCUCAUGCCAUGAUAUCUUCUUGUGGAACAAUCCCAGGAAAUCCAUAUCCCAAAGGAAAACCUAGUCGCAUAAAUGGAAUUUUCCCAGGAACUCCCUUGAAAAAAGAUGGUGAAGAAUGUACUAAUGAAGGCAAAGGAAUAGCUGCACGGAUUCUUGGACCAUCCAAACCGCCUCCUCCAACAUACAAUCCACAUAAGCCGGUCCCUUAUCCGAUACCUCCGUGCCGGCCACACGCAACUAUCGCACCAAGUGCUUAUAACAAUGCAGGUCUGGUACCAUUAGCCAACGUCAUAGCUCCGGGUGUCCCCCCUCCGCCUCCAUAUACUCCUAAUCCAGUAGGAACAGAAAAUGAAGACCUUUCCAGUCAGUCAAAACCUACACAGAAUCAAACAUUCUCUACCCCAGGAAGUCAACUCUUCUCUCCUCAUGGUUCCAACCCUUCAACACCGGCUGCACCUCCAGCCCCCACCGCAUCCCCAGUCAAAGCAGUAAAUCAUCCGUCAGCACUGGCAGCUGCUACCGUUUCUGGGAUGAACAUGCCGAAUACUGUCCUCCCUGUGUUCCCGGGGCAGGUCUCCACGGCCGUCCAUACGCCUCAGCCAGCAACGCCAAAUCCGACAGUCAUCCGAACCCCUUCCUUGCCUGCGGCGCCCGUUACUUCCGUCCACAGCACAACUGCGGCUCCCGUCCCGUCCGUUUUCUCUGGCCUGGUUCCCCUGCCGGGUCCCCCUGCACCUUCCGUCCCAACCCCUCAGGCCACGUCCGCACCUCGGGCCGCUCCUGCUUCCAGCGAAACCUUCGCUUCUACGUCUGCCCCUUUUCCCGGCCUCCCCUUUGCUGCCACCUCUACCGCUGCUUCUACCAACAACCCGAAUUCCGCCUCGCUGUCCUCAGUGUUUGCGGGCCUCCCCUUGCCCUUAACACCCACAUCCCAAGGCGUGUCCAAACCUGCCCCUCCUGUACUUGCCGGCGGCUCUGCCCCCAGCGUGGCUUGUCCCCUCGGGGCAAACAGUCCUCUUCUGUCUGCUUUAAAAGGCUUUCUGACCUCAAAUGACACCAGUUUAAUCAACUCAUCCGCUCUGUCCUCUGCUGUUACAAGUGGGCUGGCUUCACUGUCUUCUCUGACUCACCCGAACCCUGACUCCCCCGCUCCAGGCCCCAGCAAGUGCUACGCCCCCUCGGCCGUGCCCGCCGCGCAGAGGUCGUCCACCCCCGGGUUGGCCAUGUUCCCGGGCCCGCCGGCUACCGUGGCCAACUCGGCCUCCACGCCAUCUACUUUGCCCGCACAUUCUCCCCUGGUGACGCCGGCGUCGUGUCCCGCCUCCGUGCCGGUCAGCGGGGGCUCGUCGGCUCCACUCUUGCAGGGCCCCCACCCGGGUAACUCGGAGCUGCACGGCGCGUCCGCCCCCGCCGUCACCACCAUCCCUGUCAUGAUCAAAACCGAGCCCACGAGCCCCACUCCCUCGGCCUUCAAAGGCCCAUCUCACUCGGCGAAUCCCCCCCACGGCACUUUAGGUUUGGGGGCGCUGGGCCGCGCAUACACGUCCGCGUCGGUGCCCAUCACUCUGUCUACUUGCCUUAACCCCGCUCUGUCGGGCCUCCCCAGCUUGCCCGCCCCCCUGAACGUGUCCAACCCGCUCUCGUCCAUCGCUCUCCCGCCGCACGCUUCCUCCGCGCCCAUCACUCCGGUGUUCACGGCUCUUCCUCCAUUCACGUCUCUGACCAGUAAUUUCCCUCUAACUGGCAACCCGUCUCUCAACCCCUCCGUGUCUCUUCCAGGGUCGUUACUAGCCACCUCGUCUGCGGCGGUCACGUCCACGCCCGUGCCCGCCGCCAGCUCCACCGCAGCCGUGCUCCCGGGGCUUGCGGCCUCGGCGCCGGCCUCGGCGGCCCCUUUCCCCCUUAACCUGUCCACCGCCGUCCCCUCCCUCUUCUCGGUCACGCAGGGACCUCUGCCGGCCUCAAACCCCUCGUACCCCGGCUUCUCCGUCUCCAACACCCCCAGCGUCGCCCCCGCGCUCCCCUCGUUCCCGGGGCUGCAGGCGCCGUCCACGGUGGCCGCCGUCGCCCCGCUGCCCGUCGCUGCCACGACCCCGUCCCCGGCUCCCGUCCUCCCGGGAUUCGCCUCAGCGUUUAGCUCCAAUUUCAACUCUGCUCUCGUUGCCCAGGCCGGCCUGUCAUCCGGCCUUCAAGCUGCAGGCAGUUCUGUUUUCCCAGGCCUGCUGUCCCUCCCAGGUAUCCCCGGGUUCUCCCAGAAUCCUUCCCAGUCAUCCUUGCAGGAAUUACAGCAUAAUGCAGCUGCACAGUCUGCCUUGUUACAGCAGGUCCAUUCAGCUUCGGCUCUGGAAAGCUAUUCAGCUCAGCCAGAUGGAUUUCCUAGUUAUCCUUCGACACCAGGAACACCAUUCUCUUUACAACCAGGCUUGUCCCAAAGUGGGUGGCAGUGAAUAUAUUUUCAUUUGUAUUCUCCUCCGGAGCGACAUCGGAUAUGCCUAAGGACUGCAGUGAACAAUCUGACUAAUGCGAGGUUGGCUGACAUUCUCAGAAAAUGAGAAUGAGGAUAAUCUUGGGGAAAUUGGGAUAAGAGUUUAAAACAAUGACGAUUACAUUUUUUAAUGGUUUUAAGUAUGAACACUCCCCUAUGUAAAUAUGCUGAUGACGAACUGUACGGAGAAUAGUAUUAAAAAGGUGUUCGGGGACUUUUCAUCUCCACCCUAUGAAAUUUUGAGUCAUGUAUGUGAUCUGUGUGGGAAGAAUACUAAAGAGGAGGUUGAACUCUUUAUAGCCGAAUACAGCCUUAAAUCUGCUUGUAUAGCAUCCACUGACAGAAGUAAUAGUUGUGCCUCAGACUCAUGGGUUGCAUUUGGCCCUGGGGGCAUUACUGCCCUUGGAAUGCAUGAGUGGUUCCCGUUAGCAUCGUGGGAACGCAGUACUCCGUAUGUAGCCACAGAAGGGAACUUGAAACCCACCGUUAUUUCUAACUUCUGACAUUUAUGCGCAAACAUUUACUGCUGAAUUUAACUUAAUAUAUUUCAGGUAAGUGAAAAUGGUGCUUAAUAUAGUCUUUAGAAUGACUUUCAGGUGUUUUCGACUAAAACUGUAUCCAGAACUACUUUCUUACAGAAACGCAAGUAAGGCUUGUGAUGAUUGGCCUUCGACACUUAUUUCUUAAUCUCAGCAGUAUCCGAGCGAGUGAGGGACAUUUGACUGACCAUAGGGCCACCUCUAUUACUCAUUGUACUCCGGAAGCUCUUGGUGAAUGUUUACAAUCACGGGACAUAGUAUUUCUAUUUGUACUUCAAGUCCAACGCUUCUCCAAAAGUCUGAUGUGACAACCAAUAGAGAAGACUUGCUCUGUUAGUAAACAUGAAGUGUGUGCUCUGAGGGUCUGUGGUAGCAUCGAAUGUGAGUGAAUGUCAUUCGUUAACGAGAAGAACUGCCACAUUCCGGGGGGCGGGGGUGGGGGGUAGUAGGGAGAAUGAUUUUCAAUCUUAAAAGUGUAAACUAUAGAAUCUACUGUAGUACAUUUCAGCAUCCAGAAGUUUUACUUUUAUAAAGAUGGUGUCUGGAAGAUGUUGCUAAUGUAUUUUCCUUCAACACGGGGAACAAACUUUUUAAGUAUAUUAAUAAAUAUUCCUGUAUGGUUAGUUUUUAACAAUUUUUUAAAAUAAACUUUAUGGAUAUGACAAA
Acinonyx jubatus (cheetah) is the source of this 4179-nucleotide messenger RNA. It is a transcript of the gene PROSER1, whose product is annotated as proline and serine rich 1. The transcript is spliced from 13 exons. Bases 96 to 2936 code for a protein of 946 amino acids. The record is from RefSeq and is a predicted model, not a curated record. NCBI's taxonomy places the organism in Eukaryota, Metazoa, Chordata, Mammalia, Carnivora, Felidae.